CUACCCUUUCCACUCUUCACUCUUCAACAUCCUCCCUGCCCUGAAAUCCCUCUCCAAAUGAAAAUCCCCCUCCAAGGAUGGCACCCCGGCGAACUCUCCAUCCAGCGCCGUCUCGGCUUCGAAGACGCAGUCAGCGAGAGCUGGCGCGCCGUUAAAACAGACAUGCCCGAGCAACACCGUCUCUUCCACACGUCCAAUUUGCAUUUCAUACCCGUCACGACGCUCGAUGAACAUGGUCGGCCCUGGGCGUCUAUCGUGGCCGGCGCAGGCGGGAAUAUUGGGUUUGUGAAGAGCCCUGAUCCCGGGACUUUGUUGGUUACUGCGCGUCUGUGGGAUGGGGAUCCGUUGUUGGGUACGGUGGAUGCGUGGAUGGAAGGGAAACUGUCUGGGGCUGGUAGAGGUAGUGGUGCUUUGGAGAGAUUCUUGACUGCUGGGCUGGGGAUUGAGUUCUCGACUCGAAGACGGAAUAAGUUUGCGGGGCGGAUAAAGAAUAUCCGUCCUGUUGGAGAUUUAGACGUUCGGUUUGAGAUGUAUGUUAAUGAGGCUUUGGGGAACUGUCCCAAAUACAUUAACGUGCGCAAAUUGGUCCCGUUUGCACAUGCACGGCCCCAAAUCGCCUACCGAGUCGACCAUCUGCGGCAAUCUCAGAGGCUGCCUGAAGACGUUAUCGAUUUCAUCACAAAUGCGGAUACCGUCUUUAUAGGGUCUGUCUACAAAUCACAGAGAUCCACAGCAAACAAGUUCCCCUCGCAUGCAGGCAUGAAUUCACGAGGCGGAUUGCCUGGAUUCAUGCGCGUACGACCCUCCGAUGGUCGAACUGUCGUGCUUCCAGACUACUCGGGGAAUCGAUUUGUAUCGAGUCUUGGCAACAUCGAAGCGACAGGGCUGGUUGGCCUUACUAUCGUGUCGUUAACGACAGGAGACGUCCUCUAUCUGACAGGCACGGCCGAGAAUCUCGUCGGACAAGAUGCUCUCAGGAUAAUGGACAGACACUCCACGAUUACCGUGGUGAAAGUGACCGGAUUCACGUUUGUCAAGGAUGCUCUGCCAGUCCGUCAAGAGCCGGGAACUCCUGUCGAGCGGAGUCCUUACAGCCCGAAGAUCAAAUACCUUGUUGAGGAGUCUGGGGCUGCAUCUGGCGAGAGCGUGGCGCACAGAGCGGAGUUGAAGAGCGCGAUGCAGCUAUCUGACGAUCUAGCCGUCUUAAGGUUCAAGGUUCUUCCACAUGAAGGUGCUAGCAAGUUGAGGAUACGACCUGGACAGGCCAUUGUGUUGGACUUCAUGAACUGGAUAGGCCCGCCACAGUAUCACCAUAUGAUGAGCACGAAACCAAGUCUGCUAAACGACGACCGAGUGCGGACCUGGACAGUCUCAAGUGCCCAUGAAGCAGACGAUGUCUCCUGGUUCGAGCUGACCAUGCGCGAGCUUAAAGGGGGAGCGGUCACCGGCGCUCUUUUUGAUGUUUUGGGAGAAUCCAACAAAGAUCGUGGGUCGUCUUUUGCACCGGUUAAGGCCGUUGUGGCAGAAAUCGUUGGAGUCACAGGUAACUUCUACCUCAGUCCAACAGCUGUCAAUGUUUUAUGGGUGGCUGGAGGAAUUGGUAUAACGCCUUUCUUAGCAAUGUUGCAGGCACUUUCUACCCGAGAGCAUCGGGUACAGAGUGAUGUCACACUGGCUUUAGCAACAAGAGAACCAGACAUCAUGAUGGAAGUUUUGAAGCCAUUGCUUGCGAAUUUACCGCCGGAGGUCCGAUUGACGAUCGACAUAUUCAUGAAUGUGCCGGACUUUCGACUGAAUCUAACACUAAAGGACAGCCAAAGUAUUUCUGUUCACCAUGGUCGGAUUCCUGCCGAAUACUGGACUGAUACAGCCGGAAGUAAAGAUGUGCUGAUUUGUGGGCCAAAUGGGUUCGGGGAUUCGGCGAUGGAGGGAUUGCAAGCUGCGGGUGUGCCAUUGCAAAAAAUACAACGGGAGGGAUUUUACUGAGCAGGAAGUUGAAAGGGCCUGGUGAUGGUCAAAG
This is a messenger RNA of Aspergillus steynii IBT 23096, 2020 nucleotides long. RefSeq lists its product as uncharacterized. NCBI's taxonomy places the organism in Eukaryota, Fungi, Ascomycota, Eurotiomycetes, Eurotiales, Aspergillaceae. Bases 58 to 1986 code for a protein of 642 amino acids. The transcript is spliced from 2 exons. Gene Ontology annotation, molecular function: oxidoreductase activity. The record is from RefSeq and is a predicted model, not a curated record.